Molecule: messenger RNA, 522 nt
Organism: Kazachstania africana CBS 2517
Lineage: Eukaryota; Fungi; Ascomycota; Saccharomycetes; Saccharomycetales; Saccharomycetaceae
Exons: 1
Coding region: 1-522 (173 amino acids)
Biological process (GO): post-translational protein targeting to endoplasmic reticulum membrane
Cellular component (GO): TRC complex
Source: RefSeq, a predicted model, not a curated record
AUGUCUGAAUCAUUGAAUCAAGAAUUGUUAAGCCGUUUGAUUGAUCGUAAGAUCAGCUUAGACGAGCUAGAUCAACUGGAGAAGGCAACCGAACUUUCCAGUUUUGACAGCCAAGUGGCUUUUGAAUUAGGGACAUUUGUCAAAAACUAUGCUAGUUCAAACUUCCCUGAAAAAUGUGUCGUGAUUGAUAUCACUCUUCCUAAUGGACACUGUUUAUUCCGUACUGUUAACGGAAUAGGUAGCGCAUUUGAUAAUGAUCAAUGGAUUGCUAGAAAACAAAAGACUGCUUUCCGAUUUAGUCAUUCCAGUUUCUUUAUGGGUUGCAAAAAGGGUGACAAAAGUCCAGAAGAUAGGUUUUUUGUUAGUUCAAAGGAGUACGCUUUCCAUGGAGGUGCUGUUCCACUCUACGUUAAGAAUGUCGCUUUUCCUAUUGCAUGUUUGACUUGUAGUGGACUCAAACAAGAAGAAGACCAUCUUUUAGCCAUAACUUGCUUAAAAAACUUUGCAGUUGCUAAAGAUUAG